AUGGCUGCUUUCUUCUUCGUGUUUGCCUUCGGCCACUAUUGCAAGUGUUGGGUGAGACAGAUACUGUGGCUGGACAAGAUUUGCAUCUCACAGACGGACGUGCAAUGCAAAGCAGAAGCUAUCGCUGCACUUCCGGACUUUGUCAAGCGAUCUUCUCGAAUGCUGAUCCUUUGGGAUGAGACUUACUUUGAGAGGUUAUGGUGCAACGUAGAAAUUGCCGUGUUCCUCAAGAGCCAUCCGGAUCCAAGCGCAAUUCGGAUGAUACCUCUUUGGCUUUCUCCUUGGCUACUUUGCAGCCUACUCCUAGAGUGGGUAUGUGCCCGCUACACCGUUCCGCUGAUGUUCAUGCUGCUUGCAGAGUGGUCCUGGGUGUCCGGAGCCCCGCCACAGUCGCGACUCGACUGGGUUCUUCGCAAUGUAAUCUUUUGUCUCACCAGCACAGUUGCUCAUCUCCCUUCAGCUCUGCUCGCGACUCUGUCCUUCACUCUGAAGCUUCGCCAGCACGGCCGCUUGUUGGAUCAGCUUCGAGACUUCGACGUUCGGUCUUCAAAGUGCACUGUGGAGAGCGAUCGCCCUAUGCUGGAGGCAGAGAUAGCCAGCUUGCACAAGGAGCAGAAAAUGUCCGUUGAAGACGUGCCUUUGCUCUUCAGAUCCUCCGGCAUGGACGUAGAUCAGGAGGAGUGCCUCGAUCUCUUUAGCGCGUAUGUUCGUGGGCAGCUGCACGACCAGAUCGUGGAAGAAUUGGGGAACCGAACAGAGUUGCCUUUUGGCCUUUGCAUCCUGGUGUACAUGCCUAUGCACUUUUUCAACUAUGCGGAGUCAUUUCUGGCAUGUGAAGGAUACGGCUGUGAAAAUGCACUGCAGUACUUCGGCUAUCAGUCUGUCCAGCAGCUUUUCAUCUUCGAUGCGGUGAUUUAUUUUAUCAUGAUGGUCACAACGCUCCCCAUGACAUUUCCGUGUCUGUUGAAGAUGCUUGACCUCAGUUACCUGAUUCCAGGUGGUGCCGUCGUCCAGGUUUUCUUUGCGCUGGCAAGCGGUCUGUUUUCAUAUGCGUAUGCCUUCUGUAUGGGUGGUCUCGUCGGAGGUUUCCUCAUUGGCUUCAUGGUGAAAGGCCUCUCUGCGUGCUGGCUCGUAUUUUUUGUGGGUAUCCUCGGGUUCCUGCUGGUACAGUGUUUGACAGUUUUCUGCGCCAAGUCUACCUGGUCCAGCUGCAAUGCUGGUCAACUUGGGUGCAGAUGCCUUGGACGCACAUUCUAA
Symbiodinium necroappetens is the source of this 1257-nucleotide messenger RNA. The record is from the annotation of a GenBank genome assembly. NCBI's taxonomy places the organism in Eukaryota, Dinophyceae, Suessiales, Symbiodiniaceae.